AUGGGGAACACAGUCAUCAGGGUGGGAAGUGGGAAGUUUGCCAAGGAAGCAAAGCUGCUGGACACGAUCCCCCUGCAGCGCGCGGGGAACAAGACGGAGGUCGCGCACAGCGCCCUGUUCCUGGCCAGCCCCCUCUCCUCCUACGUGACAGGCACCACCCUGGUGGUGGAUGGUGGCAGCUGGCUGACCUCUGCCAACAACUUCCCUGCCUUGCUGGGAGCUGUGCAGCUGAGCUGCACGGGGGACUCUGUGUCUGCAGGGGUAAAGGACCUGACAAAGUACCUUGAUCCAAGCGGACUUGGAGUCAUCAGCUUUGAAGAUUUCCAUCGGGGGAUCAGAGCUAUCAAGAAUGGAGAUCCUGACAGCCAGUUGUAUGAUAUGGGAUAUACCCCCGAGGAGGAAGCCCCAGCCUGUCCUGAUGAGUUUGAUGACUUUGUCACGUUUGAGGCGAACGAGGUGACCGACAGCGCCUACAUGGGCUCGGAGAGCACCUACAGCGAGUGCGAGACCUUCACGGAUGAGGACACCAGCACCCUGGUCCAGCACGAGAUGCACGAUGAGGUGGAGACAGACAGUGCCAUCGACUCCACCGUGCACUCCGAGCUCACCGACCCCAGCGAGGAGCCAGAGCACGGAUCCCAUCCUCACGACCUGCCCCUGGGCUCAGAGCUCAGCCACUCCAUCGUGACUGUCAUCAGUGGAGAGGAGCAUUUUGAGGAUUAUGGGGAAGGGAACGAAGCCGAUUUGUUCUCGGAGCGUUUGCGUAACGGGGAAAGCAGCUUUAACGGCUCCUCCUUCCUCUCUCCCAGCCCCACUCCCCUCGCUGCGAAACUGCACAGCAUUCUUGCAGAUGAAGCUUUUGAGUUUUACUGUAGCCAGUGCCACAAACAAAUCAACCGCCUGGAGGAUCUUUCUGCUCGCCUGAAUGAUCUUGAAAUGAAUAGCCCAAAUAAAAGACUCUCAAGCAAGAAGGUGGCAAGGCAGUUGCACCAGACCAGUGCCCUGGCCGUGGGGGUGAUGGACGAGUCGUACCGGGACACGCUGGAGUGCUCAGAAGAGGACAUCACUGACAAGGUGGUCUUUCUGGAGAAGAGGGUGACAGAGCUGGAGAAGGACACGGCUGCCAACGGGGAGCAGCACAGCCGCCUCAAGCAGGAGAACCUGCAGCUGGUGCACAGGGCAAAUGCUCUGGAGGAACAGCUGAAGGAGCAGGAGCUGAGAGCUGACCAGACCCUCCUGGAUGAGAUCAAGAAGCAGAGGGAGCUGCUGAGCAAAAUGGAGAGGGAGAAGAGCAUUGAGAUUGAGAACCUGCAGGCCAGGCUGCAGCAGCUGGAUGAUGAGAACAGUGAGCUGAGAUCCUGUGUCCCUUGUUUAAAAGCCAACAUUGAGAGACUUGAGGAGGAGAAGCAGAAGCUGCUGGAUGAGAUUGAAGACCUCACUGUGCAACUCACAGAUGAGCAGGAGAAAAAGAGGAAGAUGGGGGACAAGCUGAGUCAGGAGAGGCACCAAUUUCAGAAGGAGAAGGAGUCGACCCAGGAGCUCAUUGAGGACCUCAGGAAGCAGCUGGAGCACCUGCAGCUCUUCAAACUGGAAGCUGAGCAGAGGAGGGGCAGGAGCAGCAGCCUGGGGCUGCUGCAGUACAACAGCAGGACACGGGAGACAGAGCUGGAGCAGGAGAUCAAGCAGCUCAAGCAGGACAACAGGAGCCUGAAGGAGCAGAACGAUGAACUCAACGGGCAGAUCAUUAACUUGAGCAUCCAGGGAGCCAAGAACCUCUUCUCAGCCUCCUUCUCUGAAUCCCUGGCAGCAGAGAUCAGCUCAGUCUCCAGAGACGAGCUGAUGGAAGCAAUCCAGAAGCAGGAGGAGAUCAACUUCCGCCUGCAGGAUUACAUCGACAGGAUCAUCGUGGCCAUCAUGGAGACCAACCCCUCCAUCCUGGAGGUGAAGUAAAGGGUGGCCUUGCACUCACUGAUGGCCGUGGAUUUGGUGCUCUGAGAGGAUGAAGAGGGACUCCCAACGUCUUUGCUCUUGAUGAAGGCACAAGGAGGCAUC
Messenger RNA from Chaetura pelagica (chimney swift), 2052 nucleotides. RefSeq names its product RAB11 family interacting protein 3 (class II) (gene RAB11FIP3). Gene Ontology annotation, biological process: regulation of cytokinesis; endocytic recycling. The transcript has 18 exons. The coding region runs from base 1 to 1950 and encodes 649 amino acids. Lineage: Eukaryota; Metazoa; Chordata; Aves; Apodiformes; Apodidae. The record is from RefSeq and is a predicted model, not a curated record. Gene Ontology annotation, cellular component: midbody; recycling endosome membrane; cleavage furrow.